UUCUAUAUAUUCUUCCUUCCAAUAUAUAUAUUUUCAUACUAAAGAAAAAAUAAAAAAGAACUAGCUAGCUAGCGUAUAUGGUGAGCCAAGAAGCCAUGGAUCAAAGGUUUUCAAGUUGUCGUGGCGUAUCGUUUGAGAUCCAAUCCCAUAGGGAUCCAUUCGCCAUCGAUCGUCAUGUAGCCCCUACUCCAAAACUUUGGCUUCCAUGGAGCAGUAAUUCUUCUAAGAGAAUCGUACCAACUUCUGGUGCCAUUAUUUCAAGAUCCACUAGUCGAGCCAGCAGCCAUUUUUGCGACGUGGAUACAGACGAUGAUGCGGACAAUGUGUUGAUCAAUAUCGAAGAAGGCUAUGAGCUAGACUACCAAUUGCCCUUACCACCUCAAGUUCAAGAACUCCCCCUAGCUCCAAGUAAAAAGAUUGUUCCCAAUAAGCCAAGCAACAAACCGAAAGUAGAGUCGAGAUUAUCGGUGAUCUUGCUCGAUCAAGGCAUGUUUACGGUGUAUAAGAGACUCUUUGUAGUUUGCUUGACUCUUAACAUUACAGGGUUAGUCCUUGCUGCCACGGGUCAUUUUCGUUACGCUAGAGACCAUGCUACCUUGUUUUCCAUUGGAAACCUUCUGGCUCUGAUACUAUGUAGAAGUGAAGCCUUUUUACGUGUCGUGUUCUGGCUUGCGGUGAACGUAUUUGGGCAUCCGCGGGUGCCUCUACGCCUUAAAACUGCCAUCACUUCUUUACUUCAAUCCUUAGGAGGGAUACAUAGCAGUUGUGGCGUUUCUUCGGUUGCUUGGCUUACAUACUCUUUGAUUCUUACACUUAAAGAUAGAGACAGCACCUCGAAUGAGAUCAUCGGUGUCGCCUCAGCUAUUCUCGCGCUUUUGUGCUUGUCUUGUCUUGCGGCGUUUCCCUUGGUUCGUCACCUCCACCAUAACGUCUUCGAAAGAACUCACCGGUUCACGGGGUGGCUGUCCUUGAUACUCCUUUGGGCCUUCAUUGUGCUCACGAAAUCGUAUGAUCCCGAUACCAAAUCGUAUACAAAAGACGUGGGAUCAAAGUUGGUUAAAGAGCAAGAAUUUUGGUUCACGUUGGCCAUAACUAUACUUAUCAUUAUUCCAUGGUUGACCGUGAGGAGGGUUCCGGUCAACGUCUCGGCCCCAUCGGGCCAUGCUUCUAUUAUUAAGUUUGCAGGAGGAGUGAAACCGGGGAUACUAGGUCGGAUUAGUCCUUCCCCGAUGUCCGAAUGGCAUGCAUUCGGAAUCAUUUCUGACGGGAAGGACGAACACAUGAUGCUAGCCGGUGCAGUUGGCGACUUCACAAAGUCGCUAGUGUCAAACCCGCCGAGCCACUUAUGGGUUCGACAAGUGCAUUUUGCGGGUUUGCCUUACUUAGUUAACAUGUACAAUCGUGUGCUGGUAGUGGCAACUGGGUCGGGUAUUUGUGUAUUUCUUUCAUUUUUGUUACAACAAGGUCCAGCCGAGGUGUGCUUCUUGUGGGUUGCAAAAGGGAUUGAACAAAAUUUCGGCAAAGAGAUAAAAGAGUGGAUGAGUAAUCAUCCAAAAGAUAAAGUGAUAGUUCACGACACCGCGGUGAUGGGGCGGCCAAAUGUUUCCGAGAUGAGCGUGGAGGCGGCGAAGAAAUUCGGUGCGGAGGUUGUGAUCGUAACGAGUAACCCUGAAGGUAGUAGGGAUGUGGUGAAUGCUUGCAAGAGUAAAGGGAUUCCAGCUUUUGGUCCCAUUUGGGACUCUUAACUAAAAAAAAAAACUUAAUUAAUUAUUAAUAAACUCUAAAUUACUAUAGCAAUAUACAAUACAAAAAAACCAACAAUUGGAAUGUAAUAUUGUAGUAUGUGCUAUGUAAUCGAAUGAACUCAUGUGAUUAUUAGUGUGUU
This is a messenger RNA of Erigeron canadensis, 1885 nucleotides long. Its product is annotated as adenylate-forming reductase 06235. The record is from RefSeq and is a predicted model, not a curated record. Bases 78 to 1745 code for a protein of 555 amino acids. The transcript has a single exon. Lineage: Eukaryota; Viridiplantae; Streptophyta; Magnoliopsida; Asterales; Asteraceae.